AUGCGCCUCUUCCGCCUCGCCCAGACCCUUCCCACCCGCCUCCCCAACCUCCCCAUCCGCCUCUACGCAACCGAAUCCCUCACCAUCCCCUCCUCCACAACCACAGCCACCUCCUCCGCCGCGACCUCCGCGACCACCACAUCCACACCCUACCUCGUCUCCCGCACCAAAUCGAACCGACUCCCUGUCUACCUCCGCAUCCAGGCCGGCGGCUCCAAGCGCACGACGCUGAUCCGCCGUAUAGAUGGAGAUGCCCUCGCGCUGAAGGCUGAUGUUCAGGAGGCUCUUGGGGUAGAUAAGGCGGAUGUUUCUUUGAACCCCGUGACAGGACAUGUCGUCGUGAAGGGAUCACACGUUCCUAGCAUCACAGAGUGGCUCAAGACCAAGGGCUUUUAA
Molecule: messenger RNA, 396 nt
Organism: Scedosporium apiospermum
Lineage: Eukaryota; Fungi; Ascomycota; Sordariomycetes; Microascales; Microascaceae
Exons: 2
Coding region: 1-396 (131 amino acids)
Biological process (GO): translation
Cellular component (GO): mitochondrial large ribosomal subunit; ribosome
Molecular function (GO): structural constituent of ribosome
Source: RefSeq, a predicted model, not a curated record